AGUCGCAAUCAAUUCAGUGUGCAUGUGGACUAGGCAAAGUCAGAACUGUCCCUUGAAUUACAAUGCAUUUGAUGAUAUUCCUCCUGAAAAAAUUCAGCGGGUGAUCAAAAAUAUCUAUGACUACUUUACAAUCAAGUCUCGCACUGGAGAAGACCCAGAGGAAGCAAUCAAGAAAAUAAUGAGGAAUGCAUAUAACAGGCAUAGGCACAAAAUUAAUAAAGCAUACCUAAAGAUUCAAAACCUUAGUAGUCACGAGGUAGCUUUGGCCUCCGAACCACCCUCUGAACUGGAGAUUAACAAAGAGGAUUGGAUAUAUAUGUGCAAGACUUUCGACAUGCCAGAUUUCAAGAAAAAACCAGACAGAGGGACUGCGGCUGCUAAAGCAAAGGAAAUUAAUCAUAGUGCGGGCAACAGAAGUUUUGCCAGCGUAGAAUAUGAUUUGAUUGCGGAGAACAAGCCUUGUGAUGCAGUGAUUUUGUUUUCAGAAACCCAUGGUUAUAAAAAAUUACCACCGAAAUGUCAGGAGAUGAAACUAUCUGUAAUUUAUGUAGAAAACAAUGGAGGACAUGAAAGAAGCAACACUGCAAGGAGAAUCUAGUAAAACUCCAUCCGACAUUUAUGAAACUGUCUAUAAUGAACAACGUGGGAGUCUUAACAAACGUCGUCGCAAAGCUUCUCACACUCACAAGAGUUUGGCUGAUUUAAGGGAAAAAGAAAUACAAUUGUUGAAUGGAAGAAUUGAGUCUCUACAGACAUAAAACAUGCUACAGAGAAGAUAAACACGUCGUCUUACUGAUCUAAUUAAUAGUUUUUUUUCUAAACAUUAUCCUUCCAUGGUUGUACCAGAUGUAUCAGAUGAUGAAAUGGAGGAUGAUGCAGAGGUCAGUGGGCGAGAUGAGGAUCUUGAUGUGGAAGGUCAAAAUGAUGAGGAUGACUAUGAUGACCUAGAGGAUGAAAACUACAUCCGUGACUAUCCUGAUAUGGAGGAUCGAAAUGUGGAAGGUGCCAUGGAUGAUGAAUGAUUUUCUUUAUUU
Molecule: messenger RNA, 1034 nt
Organism: Papaver somniferum (opium poppy)
Lineage: Eukaryota; Viridiplantae; Streptophyta; Magnoliopsida; Ranunculales; Papaveraceae
Exons: 5
Coding region: 23-598 (191 amino acids)
Source: RefSeq, a predicted model, not a curated record